UACUGUCCGUACACACUAAACACACCUCUCUCUCUCUCUCUCUCUCUCUCUCCUCCCCCCAACGGUCAUAUUUCACCGACAACCCUCCAACGGUCAUAUAGACUCUCACUCUUCACCGUGUGAUCUCUCUAUCCAACGGCCACAAAACGAAGUUUCCUCCAACAUCCUUUUCACGCAACCAUCAUUUUUUUCUUUCCUUUUGUCCAUCAAUGCUGGUAAAAUCAAAUCAGUAGUCAUUUACAAACACAGAAAAAAAAGCAAACGAUAGAGACGGCCAUGGCAGCGGUAGUGCUACUAGUAGUUAUUGCUGUAUAGUGGUAGAGUAAGUGUGUAGGAUAUAGUAGAAGAAAGGUGGGUGUCAGUAUAUAAAAGCACAGGUGUCUUAUUGGUUAUGGUUUUUUUGGGUACUGAGUGCUGCUGAGAGGUCUGUAUUUUUGCUGUUAAUAACUUCUUCUCCUUCUCCAUGCAUGUUUAAAGGGUCUUUUCGGAGCUUGGAAUUCUGGGUUUUGAUUCUCAUUCUGUUCUAGCUAUGGUGUACUUCAUGGUUUUUUCAAAUGCUGAACUGGGUCUCAUAAUUUCUCAGGAUUUCAUCCAUGAGCAAGUAUGUUUCUAUAUUUCCCUUCAUAUUGUGAGUUCCGUUGAGAAGAAAAAUCAUAGCUUUUCCCAAUGAGUUUUUUCUGAACAUUUUGGAAUCCGAUGAUCAUUUUCUGGUAGGUCUUUAAAAUAGUUUAUCAAUUCUUUCAUUCUUUUGGGGGUGGGGUAUUUGCAUAUUCUAUACUUGUGUUAUUCAUCGCAUACUCUCAUAUAUAUAUUUUAUAUAGGAACACUCGAAUUUGUGAAAGCUUUUGUUUUUCAUCGGAUUCCUAUUGUUUUUAUUUCUUAAAAAUUCACACACUCACAUAUAGUCUGUCUCUCUGAAUUUCUCUUUUCAAAAUAUACACUCAAGAGUUUCAUAUAAAUCCAUAGAAUUCGUACAGGAAAACAAAAACCCAAUUAUUUCAUUCUUCAAAAAACAAAUUUAUAGAAACAAAGAGAGAUAGUGAGAGAGAAAUAGAAAGCAAACACAUAUAGGGUGAGUGAAUUUGAAGUUAACAAAACAAAGAAAAAAAAAAUAGAGGAAGUUUAUAGAGAGGAUGUUGGCUGGGUGUUCUAGUUCCACAUUGCUGUCACCGAGGCAUAGAUUGAGGAGUGAAGCACCUGCACAGUUCCAAGCUUGCCAUUUCCAGCUCCCUUCAAUGAGCACACAGAGAUUGGACUUACCAUGUACUUUCUCUCGCAAAGACACUUCACGCUCGCAGCCCAUUAGGCCGGUUGGGCUCUCGGUUGAGAAGCCAAUUGAAUCCAAGACCAGCACUUGUUCUCUUAAGCAGAACAUCCGGCUUCCUCCUUUGGCUACAAGUGCUCAAACAACCAAUGCUCAGACUGCAUUUAUUGAAGCUGCGAAGAGAGAGAUUAAAGAUGAGUUUUGGGGGGAGAAAGGAAAGAGCUUGAAGAAGAAGAGGUUUGCGGAGCAAGGAUCAGUUGACGAGUCAUGCAUUAGCAGGGCCAAGAGGAAAAGGGGUAGCAGUGAUAAUGGGAAAAGCAAUGACAUUCUUGAAGGUGGAGGUGAUAGUUUGAGUUUAGGUCAAUUGGGUGCUGGGAGCUUUUGGUUUCAACCAAGUUUUGAGGUGUCGCGAAGUUUCACAGGCCUUAUUAACCCCCCUCAAGUUCCUUUUACUCUGACAUGUUCAGGGGAUGAAGAGAGGGUUUGUUAUGUGCCUGGUGAAGUGAUUCAACAGCCUUUGUCAAACAAUCCUUGGGUGAACUCAGUUGUGACUGAGAUUACAGUCACAGACCUUGGUGAGAAGGAUGGUGAGACAAGCCAUGGGCCAGUGAAGGAAGCCUCAGGUUCGAGUACUUCAUCAGAGAGCCAAAGCUUGGGCCUUAGGUUACAUGAGAAUGUCUCAGAACAAGAAGUGGGAAAUGGGUCUAAUAGGAAUCCUUAUUCAUAUGAGGGCAAUGAAGUGGAGGCUAGGGAGGAGGAGAACAACAACCAAGUGGAGCACCAGGGGUUUGAGCUUGUCAGCUUACUUACAGCUUGUGUUGAAGCAAUUGGAGUAAGGAAUACUGCAGCCAUUCACCAUUUUAUAGCUAAAUUGGGUGAGCUUGCUUCGCCAAAAGGAAGCCCUAUUAGCCGUUUGUCUACUUAUUACACUGAAGCUUUAGCAAUACGAGUCACAAGGCUUUGGCCUCAAUUUUUCCAUAUUAAUGCACCUCGGGAGCUUGAUCGGGUGGAUGAUGAAUCUGGAACUGCAUUAAGGCUUUUAAACCAGGUGAGCCCAAUUCCGAAGUUUCUUCAUUUCACUUCAAAUGAGAUAUUGUUGAGGGCUUUUGAAGGGAAAGACAGGGUUCACAUUAUAGAUUUCGACAUUAAGCAAGGGCUUCAGUGGCCUAGUUUGUUCCAGAGCUUAGCUUCUAGGACUAAUCCUCCAAGCCAUGUUAGAAUCACGGGUAUUGGUGAGUCCAAACAAGAACUAAAUGAAACAGGAGAUAGGCUUGCUGGAUUUGCUGAAGCAUUGAACCUGCCUUUCGAGUUUCAUCCGGUAGUGGACAGGCUGGAAGAUGUGAGGCUGUGGAUGCUUCAUGUGAAGGAGCAAGAGAGUGUGGCUGUGAAUUGUAUUUUCCAAAUGCACAAGACGCUCUAUGAUGGAACUGGAGGAGCACUCAGGGACUUUUUGGGACUGAUUCGAAGCACAAACCCCACGAUAGUCCUUAUGGCAGAGCAAGAAGCUGAACACAAUGACCCCAGGUUGGAAACAAGAGUUUCCAAUUCACUGAAAUACUACUCUGCCAUAUUUGACUCUAUUGGUUCUAGCCUUCCCUUGGACAGCUCGGUGAGGCUAAAGAUAGAGGAGAUAUUUGGGCGCGAAAUUAGGAACAUUGUUGCUUGUGAAGGAAGGGACAGGUUUGAGAGGCAUGAGAGGUUUGAGAAGUGGAGGAAGUUGAUAGAGCAAGGAGGAUUUCGAUGCUUGGGAAUUACUGAGAGGGAAAUGCUUCAGAGCCAAAUGCUGUUGAAGAUGUACUCUUGUGAGAACUUUAGUGUUAAGAAGCAAGGGCAAGAUGGAGUGGCACUUACUUUAGGUUGGCUAGAUCAGCCUCUUUACACAGUCUCGGCAUGGGCGCCCAUUGAUGUUGCAGGCAGUUCAUCCUCUUAUUCCCAUCCAACUUGAUUGCUGCAGGUUUUCUUUUCUUCAUACAUUCCAUUACAUUUCAUUCCGUUCUUGCAUACAGAAAGGGAGGGAUACAGAAUUCUUUGUAGGUAGGAAACCUGUCAUCAUUCUUUCAUUCUUUUGUUGCAGAUAAGAUUGUCAGUCCAUAGUGUCAGAAUUAUUUGUAUGAAUACAGUAGGUCGAUACUGAUUUCAGUUGUUGCAGGUCAGAUUCCUAGAUUUCAGACACUAGUAUUUGGAGUCAAUUUGUGUUUAUUCUUUCAUUCUUUAUGUAAGCUGAAAUUCUUUGUUAGUCAUUUUUCAUUCUAUUGUCUUUGUUGGAGGGUUACUCAUGAACCAUAUGUAGUCAGAAACUGGAUUUGUUAUAUAUGAUAUGAUAUGAUUUCAUUGAUU
Messenger RNA from Quercus lobata, 3601 nucleotides. Its product is annotated as GRAS family transcription factor. Lineage: Eukaryota; Viridiplantae; Streptophyta; Magnoliopsida; Fagales; Fagaceae. The record is from RefSeq and is a predicted model, not a curated record. Bases 1134 to 3209 code for a protein of 691 amino acids. The transcript has a single exon.